Penicillium robsamsonii is the source of this 1158-nucleotide messenger RNA. Its product is annotated as putative O-methyltransferase. The record is from RefSeq and is a predicted model, not a curated record. Lineage: Eukaryota; Fungi; Ascomycota; Eurotiomycetes; Eurotiales; Aspergillaceae. Gene Ontology annotation, molecular function: O-methyltransferase activity. The transcript has 5 exons. The coding region runs from base 1 to 1158 and encodes 385 amino acids.
AUGUCUUUUCUAACCCGACUAGCCAGUCUAUUGGGCCUAUCAUCCCCGGCCCCCGUUGCACCCCCAGGGGCCACCCUCGCAGCAACCGUUACAACACCUGCCUCAUUGGGUUUUGUUCCGGUCGCAAUUCACUUUGAUCUCUUUAAUAUCCUCGCGAGUCAUGGCGGACCCGCGACGGCUGAUGAAGUCUCGGUGACCUGCAAUGCACGUAUUAAAGCCCGAGCAAAGGAUGAGCCUAGACUGAGUACCAGAUUAGCCUCGGACACCCUAUACAUCAUGGCUGGACUCGGUCUAGUCGACCGCGUGGCCGAGGACUGCUUCAUAGCAAAUGCCAUCACGAACCACAUGGUCGCCAUGCCAUCCGCCCAGCAUGGCGCACUACACUUCACCACGGAAGGCUUAAUGGCCGGUGCAUUCUUGAUGAAAAAGCUCCAGGACACUCGCUUUGCCUACCCCUUCGCCGAUGCAGACGGCCCCUUGCAAUAUGCCUAUCGGCUAAUGGGGCAGUCCGAGUUGGCAGAGAAGCACACAUACUCGAUCAUGGAGACCCAGGGUCGCAUGGAUAGUUUCAAUCAUUUCAUGGUCGGCAAAUUCCUGAAAUUCGGGACCUUUCCCGAACGGGUCAAGUCUAUGGGCUAUGAUUUAGAUGGUGCAUUAGCGGGUGGCGCUACCACCGGCUCCCCUACGGUGGUCGAUAUUGGGGGCGGUCGUGGCGAGCUCCUCCUUGAGGUCCAGGCCGCGUACCCACAUCUUGGCGCGGAGGAUUUGAUCGUACAAGAGUUCAACGCCGAUAUCGAUGAUGUUCCCGGUGUGGGUCUUAUGAAUUGGAAUUACAAGGAGGCUGAACAGCCCGUUCAUGGUGCCUGUGUUUACGCCCUGCAGCAUAUCUUGCAUAAUUUGCCUGAUUUGGAUGCCGUGGCAUUGUUGCAGAAGAUUUCGCGUGCCAUGGCGCCUGGUUCGCGAAUUUUGAUCAUUGAGUAUGCGAAAAAUUUGACCUAUACUUCGCUCCAUGCAAGUAUGAUUGCGUUGUAUGGGGGCCGAGAGAGGAGUUCGGUGGAGUGGAAGCAGAUGGCGGGUCUAUCGGGGCUGCAAGUGACAUUUGAGAUUUAUGUUAGGGCUGGGGAAUCAUUGGUUGAGAUGAGAAAGGCAGAUUGUUAG